AUGGCGAUUACUUUAAUAGAAAACUUAGCCGCUACAUGGCUACAAAAUGAAGAAACAAUUAUGUAUUACGUAUCCUGUAUAUUCCUGAUAUGGGGAGGACUUCUGCUGCUAUCUUUAUCGCAGACGACGGCGCCAUACGGGCGUUAUUCAAGAAGUGGUUGGGGAUUUCUUGUCCCCGCAAAAUUCGCAUGGAUAGUACAGGAAUUUCCAUCGUUUGCUGUCCCGAUUCUGUUGUUUAUUUAUGCCGAUUGUGCUAAGGCAAAUAAUAAACUCAACUUAUUUGCUGUUGGACUAUUUACAUUUCAUUACUUUCAAAGGACUUUCAUCUUCCCCCUGUUGAUCAGAGGAGGUAAACCCACGCCGUUGAUUCCAUUUCUGGUGGCGGUGUUUUUCUGUACCCUCAACGGAUACAUCCAGCCCGGGUACAUCCUCAAGUAUGCGGACCUUCAGUGGACACCCCAGACCUACCCGAGGAUUAUUGCUGGAACCAUCAUGUUUUUCACGGGCAUGGCCGUCAACAUCCACUCUGACCACAUUCUAAGGAAUCUGAGGAAACCGGGAGAGACCGGCUACAAAAUUCCCCGAGGCGGCAUGUUCAACUAUGUUUCUGGCGCCAAUUUUUUUGGCGAGAUUCUAGAGUGGUGGGGCUUUGCUAUAGUCAACUGGACAUUUCCGGCAUUCUGCUUUGCUGUGUUUACAAUGUGCAACAUCGGACCAAGGGCCGUCCAGCAUCACAGAUGGUACAAGGACAAAUUUGAAGAUUACCCCAAGGAUCGCAAGGCGAUAAUUCCGUUUCUUUUAUAA
Messenger RNA from Candidula unifasciata, 804 nucleotides. The record is from the annotation of a GenBank genome assembly. NCBI's taxonomy places the organism in Eukaryota, Metazoa, Mollusca, Gastropoda, Stylommatophora, Geomitridae.